This is a messenger RNA of Amblyraja radiata (thorny skate), 1255 nucleotides long. Its product is annotated as 2-oxoglutarate-dependent dioxygenase htyE-like. The record is from RefSeq and is a predicted model, not a curated record. NCBI's taxonomy places the organism in Eukaryota, Metazoa, Chordata, Chondrichthyes, Rajiformes, Rajidae.
CAUUACUAGCAAAAAAAUCAGGAUAAAUAUUGAAAAUCGUCUUUAUAAAAUAGUACAUUUGGAAUCUGAGCAGGAAACUGGUCAAAGGAUUUUUUCACCCUGUGUUACAGGAAAUCCUUACGAGGCCAGAAUCGUUGGAAGAAGAUGAGUGUCGCUGUGGUUGACUUUGGCUCAUUUGCCUUGGGUCAAGCUGUACCUUCAGCCCAUGAAAUGAAACGAUUAUCCACAGAGAUCGGACGGGCAUUCAGUGAACUUGGAUUUGUGUACCUCAAAGACACCGGCAUCAAAGAUGAGCAAGUGUUUGAAGCAAUGGACAUCUGCAGGAAGUUCUUUCUACUUCCCAAGGACAUUAAACAGCAAUAUGCUCGUUCCAAGGACUCAGAUAUUCCAUGCCAUGGCUGGAUAGAUUUUCAGACUGAGAGCUUAAACCCAACGGAACUGAAUGACCUGAAAGAAGCCUUUAAUGUGACAUCGUUGUCUUCCACUGACAAAUGGCCUGUCAAAGAGCUAGCUGAGUUUUCCAGUGGUGUGGAGUCAUUCUUCAGAACGUUUAAGGAGCUGUCGAUGCGGAUUUUGAAAGUCAUUGAGCUGAGUCUGGGAGUUGAGACUGAUUUCUUUGUCAGCAAGCAUCAAAAGAUGGGCAGUGAUGGAAACAUUUCAACCCUCAGACCUGCGUAUUACCCAGCGGUACAGAAAUCCAGUGUGAAGGAAAAGCAGACCCGCUGUGGGGAACAUUCUGACUACGGGACGAUCACUUUACUUUUCCAAGACAGGAACGCAGGACUGGAGGUAAUGUCCAGGUCUGGUCAGUACAUCGCUGCCCCCUACCUUCCAAAUGCGGUUCUUCUCAACAUAGGUGACCUUCUGCAGAGGUGGACAUCUGACAGAUGGAUUUCCGCAAAACACCGACGGUGCGAAUCCCACAGACGGAAGAUGCUUUGAACAGGAGCCGUCAGUCCAUGAGCUUCUUUGCUAUCCCGGAUCACGACGCCACUAUUGCCUGUUGUGAUGGUUUAGACAAAACACCCCCCCAUCACCUCCAUCCAGUACUUUAAGGAUAAUCACCCUGGGUUGGUUAACGUCUCUCUGUCCGUAAAGUGAUGGAGCAGGAAGGGGGAUUAAGAAUCAAGUCAAGAGUGCUUUAUUGUCAUAUAUACUGCAACGGAACAGUGACAUUCUUACCUGCAGCAGCACAACAGAUAUGUACAGAUCUGUAAAAUCCGGAAUAAAUAAAACAAAGUGCAGUAUAUACUAA